AUGGCAGCUGGAGAAGUUUAUGCAACACUAGUAUUGAAAGUGAGGAUAACUAUAGAACUUCAGGAUUUCAAUAGACUAGACCUAUCAUAUAUUUUAAAAGUGGCCCCUGAUAAAGAGGAACUAGCUGAAAUUUACCAGAACUUCUUUAACACGGAAACUGCUGUCUACAAUCAAGUGAUACCGGAAUUAGAAGAAAUGUACCGUCAAGUUGGUUUAAAUAUUCAAUUUGCUCCAAAAACCUUUCAACUUGGUCCAGAAGUUCCUUCUCUUAAUAUUCUUUUGGAGGAUUUAAAUAUACGAAAUUUCAAACAUGUUAAUCGUUUGGAGGGGUUGGACUUGGAGCAUAUACAAGCUGUACUCCGAAAACUGGCACAAUUUCAUGCAGCAUCAGCUUUUAGAGUUAUCAAAAAGGGAUCCUAUGAUAAGAAAGUAACUCCUGAUAUGGAUAAUCACUAUCCACGUUACAUACUGAAUCAAAUGGUGGAUUCGUUUACACAGCCGUUUUUGAAGAAUUUGACAUACUGCAAGAAUGGUGGUAAAUAUAAAGAUGUUAUGAAAAAUUUUAUGUUUCAUGCGGUUGAAAAGAUAAUUAGGGCACGCAAACCACAUCCGUAUUAUUUCAAUGCACUUAAUCAUGGUGACUGUUGGUCCAACAAUAUCCUAUUCAAGUACUCUGAUGAUGGCAAAGUGGAAGAUCUUCUCUUCAUCGAUUUCCAAAACACCAAUUAUGGUUCGCCGGCCCAAGAUAUCUUCUAUUUUAUUAUUACAUCAACUAAUAUAAACAUUAAGAUAUCAAAAUUUGAAUACCUUAUUUACUAUUAUCAUCAGCAGCUAGAAGAGCAUUUGUGGAUUCUCAAACAUCCUUUGGAGCAGAUCCCGAGUUUGAGGGAACUACACCAACAGCUUAUUGUAUAUGGCUUCUGGGCCACCAUAACGUCAUCAAUCACUAUGGGAGUUGCUCUAAUGGAUCCUCUCCAAAAUGCCAUAUUUUAUGCUGAUAACCAAAAAUUAUCGAGUGAUCACAAGAACGCCAUGUAUUCGAAUCCACUUUACAUACAGCAUAUGAAUACGUUGCUGCCAUGGUUGGCUAGUCGAGGUUACAUGGAGACAGAUGAAUUUGUUUACACUUCUACCUCGUAG
Messenger RNA from Stomoxys calcitrans (stable fly), 1140 nucleotides. RefSeq lists its product as uncharacterized. The transcript is spliced from 3 exons. Lineage: Eukaryota; Metazoa; Arthropoda; Insecta; Diptera; Muscidae. The coding region runs from base 1 to 1140 and encodes 379 amino acids. The record is from RefSeq and is a predicted model, not a curated record.